UUGCCCUGGUUUUUCUGCCCUGGCUCCUUGUUUUUUGGCCGGAUGGUAUUUUUAUCGUUAUCGUCACGGCCACACUGCCGGCGGGAACCACAACAAUGUCUGCUGCCAAUCUAAGCGCCAGCAUGUGCGACGUGGACGAGCAGGACUUAUCUUCAGCGCUGUUGAAUAACAACGUGAGCUUCAGCAGCACAAUGGUGACAAGCACAAGCGCGGAUCUGUCGUUCAGUUUAACCGAUGCGGAGAUAUGUAAACUAAAGACAAAGUGUGAUGCUGACUCCAGGCCAAGUGAGGACAUGGAUGUGUCCAUGAGCAUCGAUGCUCUCAGCGUCCGGGAGGCGAUCAGCAUUACAGAGCAGAGCAGCAAGCAGGAGGAGACCACGCUGGAGGAGCAGACCACGCUGGAUGAGGAGCCCACGCUGGAUGAGGAGCCCACGCUGGAUGAAUCAUCCACCCUAGAGGAGAGUGAAUCCAUCAUAAAUCUCGAAGACACCAUAGACGAUGCCGAACCUCACGCGAUUGUGCCGGAAAACAAUCAACUGGUGAUUGCUCCGCCAGAGUAUUUUAAAAGCAAACUCAUAGAGGUGGGACGGCGUUGCUGGAAAUCUUCAGCCGAGGCCCAGCAUUACACCAAAGGCUGCUAUUGGUCGCCCGAUGGAACCUGCCUGCUGGUCCCCAUCCAUUUGGAUGGAAUGCACGUCAUGGAACUGCCUCCGGACCUUUACACCGCCACAACAGUGCCGCAGGAGCGCGGCCUAACCAAUCUGGUGCCUGCAGUCCAUGUGCCCGAGGGUGGCACUGUCUAUGACUGCGUGUGGUAUCCGCAUAUGAAUAGCCAGCAACCAGAAACCUGCUUCUGGCUGGCCACACGGCAACACGAGCCCAUUCACAUGUGGGACGCCUUCGAUGGGAAGCUGCGGUGCAGUUACAGUGGCUAUGAUGCCGUGGACGAAGUUAUGGCCGCCAUAUCAUUGGCCUUCUCGCACGAUGGCCAGCAGAUCUAUGCGGGCUACAAGCGCUGCAUUAAAAUCUUCGACACAAGCCGACCUGGCCGCCUCUGUGACGAUUAUCCGGUGAAGUUUGCCAUCUCGUGCAUUGCGCAGACCACGGAGCACCCCAAUACGUUGACCUGCGGCAACUGGCAUGGCUACAUCCAGCACUUUGACCUGCGUUGCAGCCCCAAGCAGGGACCGCUCUUCACGUUGGGUGGCCACAAGGCUGGGAUUACCCAGCUAAAGUACGCUGACGGUGCUGCGGGCUGGCAGCUGUUUAGUGGCGCUCGAAAAUGCCAAAAGCUGCUGCAGUGGGACAUGAGGAACUACAAGAAGCCCUUGGGCGAGUACCAGCGCCAUGUGGACACCAAUCAGCGCAUCCAAUUCGAUCUGACGCCCGACCUGGGAUGGCUGGCCAGCGGAGACACGCAGGGUGCUCUGAACGUCUGGGAUAUGAACGGCAAUGGAGAAGUAUCUGCUCUGCCGCUCCACAAUGACUGCUGCAAUGGCGUUGGUUUCCAUCCGACGCUUCCCAUCCUGGCAUCUAGCUCGGGCCAAUAUCAUUUCAUUGGUCACGAUGGCCGUGUGAAUGACAGCGUUCUGGAUUGUACGGGCGUCGUGGAGCCAGAGCAGACGAAGGAGCAGCCACAGGAAGUGAUCUAUGAGAAUGCCGUCGUGAUGUGGUGGUGCGGCCGAAGUCUGUGAUUCGAAUCGUCAGGCGGCGAGCCCCAGGAAUGUUUUUAAUAAAUUUAACUUUAACAUAUAC
Drosophila obscura is the source of this 1755-nucleotide messenger RNA. RefSeq names its product telomerase Cajal body protein 1 homolog (gene WDR79). NCBI's taxonomy places the organism in Eukaryota, Metazoa, Arthropoda, Insecta, Diptera, Drosophilidae. The transcript has 4 exons. Gene Ontology annotation, cellular component: Cajal body. Gene Ontology annotation, molecular function: RNA binding; protein binding. Gene Ontology annotation, biological process: Cajal body organization. The coding region runs from base 96 to 1694 and encodes 532 amino acids. The record is from RefSeq and is a predicted model, not a curated record.